Australozyma saopauloensis is the source of this 678-nucleotide messenger RNA. It is a transcript of the gene SSU72, whose product is annotated as RNA polymerase II subunit A C-terminal domain phosphatase. Lineage: Eukaryota; Fungi; Ascomycota; Pichiomycetes; Serinales; Metschnikowiaceae. The transcript has a single exon. Gene Ontology annotation, cellular component: mRNA cleavage and polyadenylation specificity factor complex; nucleus. The coding region runs from base 1 to 678 and encodes 225 amino acids. The record is from RefSeq and is a predicted model, not a curated record. Gene Ontology annotation, molecular function: RNA polymerase II CTD heptapeptide repeat phosphatase activity. Gene Ontology annotation, biological process: termination of RNA polymerase II transcription.
AUGGGAUUGGACGAUUUAAGACUAUGUACCGUGUGUGCAGCCAACAACAACAGAUCCAUGGAGGCUCAUAAACAGCUUCUAGAAGCUGGCUUUUCGCCCAGAUCGUUUGGAACAGGAUCUUCCGUCAAACUUCCUGGGCCAUCGGCUGACAAACCCAAUGUUUACCCAUUUGGAACGCCCUAUGAGGAUAUAUAUCAGGAUUUGAUAUCGCUGGAGCAUCGGAAAAUGUAUGAGGCCCAGGGCUUGAUCUCGAUGCUUCUACGGAACAAAAAAGUCAAGAAAGCGCCUGAGAAAUGGCACAACAAUGCAGGCGCUGGUAAAUUCGAUUUGGUGAUCACUUGUGAAGAGAGAUGCUUUGACUCUGUGCUUGAGGAUUUAUUGCAGAGAAUGAAUAACAAGUCUGAGGAGGCAGAGCUGCUAGACGUUAGACAAGCCGUGCAUAUCAUCAACGUAGACAUCAAAGAUGACAAUGAAAAUGCGAAGAUUGGAGGCAAGGGUAUUGUCAAAUUGGUUCGUCUGAUCCACGACUAUUCGAAGAGGAAACAGGAGGCCGGCGAGGCGCUAAUAGACGAGGAUGGAUAUCCAAUUAUUCUCGAGGACGAAAUGAUGAAGAUCUUGACCGAAUGGCAGAAGGAGCACACACAUUUGCCUACCCUCUACAGUGUGUCUUAUUACUAA